Ochlerotatus camptorhynchus is the source of this 1858-nucleotide messenger RNA. Its product is annotated as zinc finger protein 714-like. Gene Ontology annotation, cellular component: nucleus. Bases 104 to 1831 code for a protein of 575 amino acids. The transcript has 5 exons. Gene Ontology annotation, molecular function: zinc ion binding; DNA-binding transcription factor activity, RNA polymerase II-specific. The record is from RefSeq and is a predicted model, not a curated record. Gene Ontology annotation, biological process: regulation of transcription by RNA polymerase II. Lineage: Eukaryota; Metazoa; Arthropoda; Insecta; Diptera; Culicidae.
AACAGCAGAGUGUUCCGGUUCCUUUACCGAGUUUUCGACAAAAUCUAUAAAAUCUUUAAUUAUUGCGUGAAUCUUUGGAGAAGCUUGCAUCGCGCACCCCACGAUGGCACCCAUUUUUCGACUGGAAAAGUUCCCACACGUUUGCCGGCUGUGCCUGAAGGCAUCCGACUCGCGACCGGAGGUGAUGAUUUCCCUCAGUGCGAAAGACCCCGUGCUGGAUGACGAGAGUAUUGGCGACUUCAUCACUGCCAUCACGUUUCUGAUACCGGAGGACAAAAACGAUCUCCUACCGAACAUGGUCUGUCUGCCUUGUCUAGAACUGCUGAGAUUCUUCGCCAAGUACCGCUCCAAGAUCACCACGAUCCAGCUCCUGAUGAACUCGUUGGUCGAACUGAAGCGGGCCAAUUCAGUACCGCUUAUGGAUCUCUUCAGCAGUAAAGCCAAAUUUGUACGAAUGGUGUUCAAAGACCUUGACCUGUGCACCGUAGAUGAUUAUUCCGUUCAGGAUUUGUUGGACGAAUUUCCACAGUACGAAGAUAAUGCACCCCUUGCAGAGCAUGUCAAAGUGCAAGUCAAUGACUUGGAAGACGUGAACCCAGAUUCGGACACCGAGGAAUGUCACAGUACCUUCGACGAAUUGAACGAGUCAUCAAAAGGUUUUCCUGUACUGUUGGAGACGGACAGUUCUGAUGAUUACCCUAUUUUAAAGAAAAUGAAACUCCCGGUUAAAUCCAAGCUCGAGGGCACAACACUAGACCCGCCACUAAAAUGUCAAAAAUGCAACUUCAAGACGUACAACAAGCAUAAUUUACAGACACACCAAAAGAUACACGUCAAGCGGGAAACUCGCCGAUAUCCUUGCAAGGAUCCAGGUUGUACGGAGGUUUUCAAAACCAUCCGAAUGUACCGACGACACAGUUUGAUGGCGCACAAAGCGUUCGUCUGUGACAUCUGUGGACUUCGGUGCUCUUCGAAAACCUACUUGAAAAGUCACAUGGCUCGUCACUUGAACAAAUUCGAACACGUGUGUCCCUACUGUCAAAAGGGACACAACGCAAAGAGCGAUCUGCGCAACCACAUCGCAUGGAAUCACACGAACGAACGCAAAUAUCCUUGCGAAAUCUGUGGGCUGAUCUUCCGGAGGAAACCCAUUCUUGAUGAGCAUAUACUCACGCACAGCGAUACGCUCAACUAUGCCUGUACAAUCUGCGGCAAGAAAUUCAGAAGAAACCAGAACCUCAAGAAGCACAUCAAAGUUGUGCACGAUAUGGUUCGACUUCAGUGCAGCUACUGUCCCAAUACCUUCCAAACUACGUACAAACUGAAGGAUCACAUCGAAAGUGUUCAUGGGAUUCAAACCAGAUUUCUGUGCGACAUAUGUGUCCAAUUGUUCGACAGCCAGGAGAAAUUGGACAUCCAUAGGGUCCGCCACGAUAAUCCUAAUGAACUUGAGUGUCCAACCUGUUUGGUUCUGUUUCCGUCUGGUGACCGGCUUGGAAACCAUAUGUGCAUAACUUAUCGAGAUGACUACGUGUGUUGCGGCCGUGACUUCCGGUACCAUUACUUCUACAACAAGCACAUGCUCAUCAAACAUGGCGUCCGUGCAAACGUUCGUGUGAGACCCAUUCCUGGGGUACUGGUGGGGCAGAUGAGAGCCAAAAGGAAGCGCAUCGAGGCUUGUACCAAGUGUGAGAAAAUAUUGGCCACCAGAACACUGAAAAAACAGCACAUGGUAAUCUGCACUGGUCCCAAAGGAGAUGACUCAACUCUAAAAGUGAAGCCAGAACCGGUUUCUUCCAUUGACGAUCAAGCCGAAUCUGUUAUCGAAUGACCGUUGAAAUUGAGUGAAUAAAGCUGA